AUCCAUUCAAACCAUAUGAUAUACCGAUCCUUUGACGAUAAGUGAACACAUGCCUCUGCGAUUGCCAUCUGAAACAACACCAAUUCGAACCCAGGUUAAACCACGGUUCAAAAUGUUGACCCGAUAACACCAUUCGAGUAACCAGUUGACUCGAUCGAAUCACCUGUGUCUUUUACCAAGGAAUUUAACAUAGCUGUCGUUACCGAUUGAGAGCAGGCAGCCUCGGAGUCCGAAUCCAUGGCUUCUUCUUCACGCUUCCUCUUUGCCCUCCCACUAUUUUCCUCCGACCCUUCUCCCUGAACGUGACACUUCCAAGUCCCCACCGCGAUGGCCAAAUGCGCGCGCCUCGAUGCCGCCAGCUUCCGCCUCUGGCUGGCCUUCUUCCCCUCCCUCCUCCGCCGAAGGCUCCUCCAGGCCGUGGCUUGCGGGGCCUACCUUCACCGUGGUCGCCGCGGGUCCUGCGGUGGAGCCGGCUUCAACGCGGCGAAGCAGCAACCCCGCCGCACCAGGCCCGGCGGUUCGGAGCGGCUCGUGGAGCUGCUGCGGGCGGAGUCCUCCGACGACUCCGGCUCCGACGAGGCGUCGGACGAUGAGACGCGGCGCAAGGUCGAGUCUUUCGAGGAGCUCCAGCGCGUCGUGGGCUGGCUGCAGCUCGACGGCCACAGUACCGGCGAGGAUCGGAGGGAGGAGGCGGCAGCGGAGGUGCGGAGGCUCGCGAAGGACGACCCCGGGGCGAGGGAGACGCUCGCGAUGCUCGGGGUGAUUCCGCCUUUGGUCGGCAUGCUCGACUCAGAUGAUCCCGACCUCCAUAUCGCCGCACUCUACGCGCUUCUCAAUCUGGGGAUCGGCAACGAGUUGAACAAGGCGGCCGUCGUGAAGGCCGGCGCGGUCCACAAGAUGCUAAAUCUGAUCGAGUCCGAUAGCUCCGCAUUGGUGUCGGAAGCGAUCGUCGCCAACUUCCUCGGCCUCAGCGCGUUGGAUUCUAACAAGCCCAUCAUCGGCGCUUCCGGCGCGAUUCGUAUCUUGCUAUCCGCCUUCCGAAGCCCCGACACCAGCCCGACAGCCAGGCAGGACGCUGUCCGCGCCCUCUUCAACCUCUCCAUUGCCUCCGUCAACCUCCCCCUCCUCGUCGACGCCGGCCUAGUCCCCGCGCUCCUGGAGGUGGUCGGCGACAUGGCGGUGAGCGAGCGAGUCCUCGCUCUGCUCUCCAACCUCGUGGCCGCUGGCGAGGGGCGGCGCGCUUUGAGCCGCUCCGCCGACGCGUUUGCCAUCCUCGUCGACGUCCUCGGUUGGAGCGACGCCAUCGCGUGCCAGGAGAAGGCGGCAUAUAUUCUGAUGGUGAUGGCCCACAAGUGCCACGCCGACCGAGCGGCCAUGCUCGAGGCCGGGGUCGUCUCCGCCCUCCUCGAGCUCACGCUGCUGGGCACGCCGCUUGCGCAGAAGCGAGCCUCGCGGCUUUUGGAGAUCCUAACCAUGGAUAAAGGAAAGAGAGUAUCGGAGAAUGGAGGACGUUCCGGCGUGCCGGCGGUGUCAGCGCCGCUGUGCGGAGGUGCAUCUGAGGCGUCAAGGGCGGAGGCGGAGGCGAAGGAGGGGAUGAGCGAGGAAAGGAGGGCGGUGGUGGAAUUGGUACAGCAGAGUCUGCAGACCAACAUGCUAAGGAUCGUCCGGAGAGCGAACUUGCCGCAGGAUUUCGCGCCGUCGGAACGUCUCCAAGCGCUCACCGCCCCCUCCACCACCAAAAGCUUGCCAUUCUAAAGAGAAGAAAAGGUAAUGUAAUUAUGAAUCGAAGGUUUUGCUUCUCCUCAAUUUUGCCUCUCUUCCGUCGUUCUCUUGCUAAAAGAACCGUCUUUGCUAUCGCUGUCUAUCAAUGUUGUGAGUCGUGACCCGUCUCUAUCCUCAAAAAUGGUUCCUUUAUUUUCAUGUGCGCUUCUCAUUCUUCUCUUCCUACUGUGGUUUCUUAUUAUGUUCUUAUUCUUCGCAUUGUAGUCUUAUAUAAGAAAGAUCAAUCAUUUUCAUUUUCCUCUCUCCGCUCCGCUCCCAGUAUUCUUCUUAUGAUCUCUGCUUUCGGUUCUCAGUCCUCACCCAAGAUUGCGUCUUUGGAGGCAAAAGUUUCUGCUACUAUUUGUUUCUCUGCUAUCUUCUUCUUGAUCUCUGGCACAAGUUGAGAAAAGAAGAAGAAUCAUAGUCAUCUUAUUUCCAAUACAGAAUUGGAGUAGGCAAUGUGUUGUUGCAGGAGGAAGAGAGAUCAAAGUAAGCUUCACGCAGAGCAGAGCAAGACUCCACCUUUCUGUCUCUUCCAUGGGUUACAUUUUUGUAAAGAUUUAGUUAGUCUUUCCUUUGAUUUCUUUUGCUAGUUUGUAUCUCAAGUCAGGGAAUAAAUAUUAUGUGAAUUGUAGUA
Musa acuminata AAA Group (dessert banana) is the source of this 2398-nucleotide messenger RNA. RefSeq names its product protein spotted leaf 11-like. The transcript is spliced from 2 exons. The record is from RefSeq and is a predicted model, not a curated record. NCBI's taxonomy places the organism in Eukaryota, Viridiplantae, Streptophyta, Magnoliopsida, Zingiberales, Musaceae. The coding region runs from base 328 to 1755 and encodes 475 amino acids. Gene Ontology annotation, molecular function: protein binding.